AUGGCUGGUAGUAUUUUAAUGGCGUUUAUCACUUUUGCAUAUGCACCUGGAAUGUUUCUUGGAAUGUUGGCUUCGACUGAAUCUGCAUCUGUCGUUCAAGUAACGUCUUCAAACGAGUUCUACUCUGAAGCUCCCUGCGAACUUCAUCCCUUGUCUGCUUACAAAGACAUCCAUGGAAACCUUUGGGGCAUUGGAGAUGGAAAUUUAUGGUGGUUCAACUCUACCAAUUUAUCGUGGUCUCUUUUGCCAUUACCAAAUGGUUCUGCAUCUUCUGAACCAUGGAGGGUGGCUUGUGCUGACCCUCGUCAUUACGUGGCCAUUGUUGGAAAGAACGCAACCUUGGUUCUACAUUUACCAUGGCAACACUGGCAGUUAGCUGAUACAGACGAUGUCAGCUUGGGUUACGUUGAUAAAGAUGCCACCUGGUGCGUAUUUGGGUUUUUAUUUGGAGUUGACCCAUUAAGGGAAACUCUCUAUCUUCUUGAUCCAACAGAAGCUCACUGGACUGUUAGGGAAGAUCUUCCAAUACAGGACAACGUAAAUUGGUCAACUCCUUAUGGUAUCGUCAAUACUUGGGUAGGUUAUGACGGGGAAUUGAUUUUGGUCGAAAGAUUUGGUGACUACAGGAGAGUUAUGUACACCAAUUCUUCAGGAAUACAUUGGGUGACGUUAAGCGAAGCUACGUCUAACAAUUUAUGGCCCGAUCUAGACAAGGAAGGACGAUCACUCUCCUGGUAUCUUGGCGGUGAAAAGAUGUGGCUAUGGAAAAAUAACUCUGGCAAAAACGAGUUGUGGUCUUUUAAUUACAACACUACACUUUGGGAAGAAGGCGACAAAAGGUUUGUGGAAAAAUUGCCAUCAUUUGAUAGUGUAUUGACAGCUUGGGAAGAUGACGACAGCUACUGUAUUCUGAAAAGAAGUUCCGAGUGCACAGCUCAAUAUAGUAUCAGCCACGUAGAAUGCUGGUCUGAAGAUGAUAUGGUAGCUCACGAAAGACGAACUCACGCUCCAAAUAUUCAGGAACGUGUAUUGACAGAUUUUGUUACAGGACCUAUGACUGAAGUUGAAAAUGACGUACCACAUCCAAACUAUACAUCUACAUCUCAUUCAAUACUCGCUCCAAUGACAACUAAAGAAAUUCCGCCAUCACCAAUCAACAUUAAUUCAGUAAAAUUUAAGUACGAAGGGGGGCCACUGGUAGUCCCUGUUAGUGGAAUUGGGAAGGUACCGAUUCGGUCCACCGAAUCGAUAACACUUGUAGGACCAGGAAAGUCUCAAGUUUCUGUUUCUGUGUAUCCAGCUCGUGAUUGGGCGUGGCAUCAACACACCAGCGUUUUUGGUUCAGUUAUAUUUUUCGGUACUUCACUCACCAUAUUUGGACUCGUUGGAUUCUUUUGGUGCGUUAGAAAAUGUGUGCAUUUUCCAAAAGAAGCACUUUUGCUAAGAGAUCCCCCUUCAGUGCGUUAUACAGCGAUUCCAGAUUCUUUAGGUUACGAUUCUCGCAAACCGGUUCCGGCAACUUAUACCGUCAUUCCCGAUUCUAUUGCUUAA
This is a messenger RNA of Uloborus diversus, 1551 nucleotides long. RefSeq lists its product as uncharacterized. Lineage: Eukaryota; Metazoa; Arthropoda; Arachnida; Araneae; Uloboridae. The record is from RefSeq and is a predicted model, not a curated record. Bases 1 to 1551 code for a protein of 516 amino acids. The transcript is spliced from 2 exons.